CCUGCUGAUUAGGGCCCUAAUCACUGGCUGAGACUCCUAGGAACAGCAGAGCUGGUCGAGUGAGAGGGACCGCCACGCCAGGAAGGGGGGCUGGCAUGGGAGAAGCCUCCACUCAGGGAUGUGAGCUGGGGUGUCAGGCUGUGGCGGGGGACCCUUGAUGCCUGCCUGUGACUGGGGUCCAGAGGUGGGCUGGCCCCAGGCCUCGGCUUCCUGGGGCGGCACCCAUACGCCCACUGUGGAGGCUGUGAGGCAGUGGCCGCGUCCAGCUGGGCCCUGGGGCCUCCUGACUGCUCACUCUGGAAGCUUUUCAGGGCACCCACCCUGUGCCAGCCAGGCAAGGUGCCAGGUAUGGAGCUGGAAAGGCCAGGGAGACACAGUCUAGUGAGAGACAAAGGGGAGUAGCCCGAGUGUUUCUGCAAAAUGCAGCCGGAAUGUCAAGCAGGAAGCUGGAGGAGUGGAGAAGGCUUCAGAGAAGAGGUGCCAUUGAGAUGUGUUUUAAAGGUUGAGAAGGAGUUUUGCAGGGGGGAAGGGGUGGCGGAGGAACAAAGAGUUCUUCAGGACAGAAGAAGGCACACGCAGAGGCGCAGUGGUGUGCAGGUGGCCGCCCCCUGCGUUCCUCCAUCCAGCCAUGAGAUGGUGCCCAUCACCACGGAGACUGUACCAAAGAAUGUAGUGGACACGGGAGAAGGAGCCUCUCGGGGUGGAAACACACGGAAAAGCCUGGAGGACGACGGCUCCACCAGGGUCAUCCCGAGCGUCCAGCCUCAUCCCCUGCCCAUCAGAAACAUGAGUGUGAGCCGGACCAUGGAGGACAGCUGUGAGCUGGACCUGGUGUAUGUCACAGAGCGGAUCAUCGCCGUCUCCUUCCCCAGCACGGCCAACGAGGAGAACUUCCGCAGCAACCUCCGCGAGGUGGCCCAGAUGCUCAAGUCCAAACAUGGAGGCAACUACCUGCUGUUCAACCUUUCGGAGCGGAGACCUGACAUCACAAAGCUGCACGCCAAGGUACUGGAGUUUGGCUGGCCCGACCUACACACCCCCGCCCUGGAGAAGAUCUGCAGCAUUUGCAAGGCCAUGGACACGUGGCUCAACGCAGACCCCCACAAUGUCGUCGUUUUGCACAAUAAGGGAAACCGAGGCAGGAUAGGAGUAGUCAUUGCGGCUUAUAUGCACUACAGCAACAUUUCUGCCAGUGCGGAUCAGGCUCUGGACCGGUUUGCAAUGAAGCGAUUCUAUGAGGAUAAGAUUGUGCCCAUUGGCCAGCCAUCCCAAAGAAGGUACGUGCAUUACUUCAGCGGCCUGCUCUCCGGCUCCAUCAAAAUGAACAACAAGCCCUUGUUUCUGCACCACGUGAUCAUGCAUGGAAUCCCCAACUUUGAGUCUAAAGGAGGGUGCCGGCCGUUUCUCCGCAUCUACCAGGCCAUGCAACCUGUUUACACGUCUGGCAUCUACAACAUCCCAGGGGACAGCCAGACCAGCGUCUGCAUCACCAUCGAGCCAGGGCUGCUCUUGAAGGGGGACAUCUUGCUGAAGUGCUACCACAAGAAGUUCCGGAGCCCGGCCCGCGACGUCAUCUUCCGUGUGCAGUUCCACACCUGCGCCAUCCAUGACUUGGGGGUUGUCUUUGGCAAGGAAGACCUUGAUGAUGCCUUCAAAGAUGAUCGAUUUCCAGAAUAUGGCAAAGUGGAAUUUGUAUUUUCUUAUGGGCCGGAGAAAAUUCAUGGCAUGGAGCACUUGGAGAACGGGCCCAGCGUGUCCGUGGACUACAACACCUCUGACCCCCUGAUCCGCUGGGACUCCUACGACAACUUCGGUGGGCAUCGCGAGGACGGCAUGGAGGGUAGGUGGGACCCAGUGGCUUCCAGCCCCUCUGCACCCCGCACAGGCCCCGCUCAUGUGGCCUCGGUUCUCUUGGGCUGCUGUCCAGAGACUUGGGUUCAGAGGGGAGGCCGAGGAGGGGUCCGAGGCACCUCUGAGAGCUCUCAGUCCAGCGGGGGCAGAUGAAGCAAAUAUGUGAAAGUGUUCAAUAGUGAUAAGGACAGACCCAGAGGACGCAGCACAAUGGCCCAGGGGGUGUCUUGCGAGUGUGCUGUUGCUGCCAAAUACGCGUCCCGGAUGGGCGUGGUCUGAGGCUGGUGGGGGUGGAUUCUGUGGAGCUGGAGAGAUCUCGGAGGGCUCCUUGGUGGAGGUGGCCUCGAGUGGAGCUUGAGAUACCCCCUCUGUGCUGCAGACACAGCAUUUCUAGUAAACCCGCUGCUGGGUUCUUCAGGGUCGCUGCCUGAGUUCUCCGGGGUCAGAGUGCUGGGAACAUAGACGCAAGAUCUGGGGCCUACGAGCUUUCAUCAACAGCCAACGAAAAUGUUUUGAGCUGGAAGCAAACCGAUGGGCUCUGAAAUUUGAAAAGAAAGCUGCAGUGUUGAAACUAAUACGUGUUUAAUUUAGCUACGAAACCCAACAUUAUGUCGAACGGGCAGCCGCAGCUCAGGUCGCGGCGUGAGCGUGGCGUGUGACUUCCAGCCAUUGCUGUGGUCCCUCUGAACGUGUGCGGGGCGGCGUGGGGUGGGGCCGCUCCGGAAGUGCGCACGCCUCGCCUGCGAACCCCUGAGACGCCCUUUCUUGGGCUUGGCCGUGGGCUCGUUUUUCUGAUUGGUCUCGGGACCACAGACUGUUGGCGCUGGGAGGAACUCCGGACGGUCUGGCCCGUUCCCCAUAUUUUCAGCUGGGGUAAUGGAGACCACUCCCCACACAGGAGCUCCCGAUUCACCCCCACGACCCACAAUGUACACUUUCAAGGGUGCCAUCACCCAGCCUCUGGGGGUCCCCUCCCAGCCCAAGCCAGUCCAGGGUGGGCUGUGUGGUCCUGGGGCCCCGGGCCACUGGCAGAGCUGGGUUAGGGACAGCCAGCCCAUGGCCCUCACUCACCCCUUUCCCCCUGGACCACCUGUCUCCCACUCCCUUCUCCGGGACUGGGCUUUGAUGACUCCACUCUGGAAGUCUUUAGGCCUUUGCUCAGAUAAAACAUUCUCCCUCUGACCAUGCGGACUCCAGAAUGAGCCAGAGAUUUCAGAGAGAGCUGGGAGGAGGGCGGCGGCGGGGCUGGAAUUGAGGGCUCCCCAUGAGCGAGCACGUCCUCCGUGUGCAGCAUCGCGAGGUUCAUGGUUUGUCCUCGUACCCCCCGAGCUCCCGCCCCUUCCGGGGGUGCUUCUCCCCCUCCCAGGGGCCCACCACUCUCAGACUGCCCCCCACCGGGCCCUCCCCACCUGCCGAGGCUCCCCCAGAGCACUCCUCUCCUCCCACACCCGUCCCCACACAGCGAGGGGCUGGGGAGAGAGCAGAGGGUGGGCCGAGUCCCUCCUGAGGCUCCACAGCUGCCAGCCUAAUCGCCCCGUUGUGCUGGGGAUGUUUGCAUUUUUAACAAGAACACUUGGCAGUUUGAAGGAAUUUUUACUGUCUCCCCGUCUCUCCCUGGUGCAGAUUCAAUGCGAGGAUAAAUGUAAAAACAUUUAGCAAACUAUAAAGUGCCAUAAAGUGCCAGGCAAAUAAAAGGUAAAGUAAUUAAGGGCAAGAAGCAGGAGGUGUGGGAAGACCGGGCCUGGGACCCGGUCGGCUGUGGGGGAAG
Messenger RNA from Microcebus murinus (gray mouse lemur), 3619 nucleotides. The record is from RefSeq and is a predicted model, not a curated record. Lineage: Eukaryota; Metazoa; Chordata; Mammalia; Primates; Cheirogaleidae.